Molecule: messenger RNA, 1268 nt
Organism: Phragmites australis (common reed)
Lineage: Eukaryota; Viridiplantae; Streptophyta; Magnoliopsida; Poales; Poaceae
Product: transcription factor JAMYB-like
Exons: 1
Coding region: 127-1038 (303 amino acids)
Biological process (GO): regulation of DNA-templated transcription
Cellular component (GO): nucleus
Molecular function (GO): sequence-specific DNA binding; DNA-binding transcription factor activity
Source: RefSeq, a predicted model, not a curated record
UCGCCACAUUCACACACACACAACUUGCAGCAGCAUCGAGCUCGAUCGAGCUCACUCGCUCGCUCACUCGUAACAGGUCUACAGCUAGCUCUUCGAUCCCUUCGGCUCGUUUGGGCGUCGAUCGAAAUGGAGGCGAUGUGCGGUUGGCCGUCAUCGGCGUCCGUGAGUGAGGACGAGGCGGCGGAGCUGCGGCGGGGGCCGUGGACGGUGGACGAGGACGCGCUCCUCGCGGGCUACGUCGCCGGGCACGGCGAGGGCCGGUGGAACGAGCUGGCGCGCGCCGCAGGCCUGAGGCGCACGGGGAAGAGCUGCCGCCUCCGGUGGCUCAACUACCUCCGCCCCGGCGUUCGCCGCGGGGACUUCACCGCGCGGGAGCAGCUGCUCAUCCUCGACCUCCACUUCCGCUGGGGCAACCGGUGGUCCAAGAUCGCGGGCCACCUGCCGGGCCGCACGGACAACGAGGUCAAGAACUACUGGCGGACGCGGGUGCAGAAGCACGCCAAGCAGCUCGGCUGCGACGUCGGCAGCAGGCGGUUCCAGGACGUCAUGAGGUGCCUCUGGAUGCCGCGACUCCUCGAGAGGAUCUACGCCGAGUCCGCCGCCACAGCCGCCGUCGACGUCUCUCACUCCUCCGCGAGCCCACCGCACGCGCCGGCCCAACCGGCGUACCAAAACGACGCUGCUCCAGUCAACGACUACGCGCGCCGCGCCGAGCCGUGCAGGUCGCCGAACACGUCGUGCGUGACCGGGUCGUCGUUGUCGUCGGAGGCGUCGCCCGACGCGCAGUUCCUCAAAUCGAACAGUCGUCCGACCAUGGCCAGCGCCGGGGCAGGUUGGUCUACGGAGCAUUGCCAAUACGACAGCACGGGCGCGACGAGCGCGACGAGCGGUGACAUGUUCGACGGGAGCUGGUCGGAGCUACUUGCCCGCGCCAGCAACGACGACGCGGAUUCCGCCGGGCUGCCGGACUUCGGCUUGGGCGGAAAUGGAGACAAUUUCUGGAGUUUGGACGACAUCUGGCUGCAACAGUUAUGCUGAUAUAUAUUGUUACUACGUACGCUCCCAUGAAUGACCAAGUUAUUUGUAGGAUUACCUGAUUAACUAUUGGUGAUCAAUAGCACAGUUGAAUAAUAGGGUUUGAUUGAAUGAUAUGUCUUGAGCACAGUUUCUAUCUGUACUGUCAAGCUAGCAAAGAAGCCUAGAUGAGAUCAUGAGAGUACAAGGCCACUUUAACCGUAAAUAUUUUUUUUAAAUGAACAUGUUAUAUC